This is a messenger RNA of Cercospora beticola, 1851 nucleotides long. Its product is annotated as GMC family oxidoreductase. Gene Ontology annotation, biological process: secondary metabolite biosynthetic process. Gene Ontology annotation, molecular function: oxidoreductase activity, acting on CH-OH group of donors; flavin adenine dinucleotide binding. The record is from RefSeq and is a predicted model, not a curated record. NCBI's taxonomy places the organism in Eukaryota, Fungi, Ascomycota, Dothideomycetes, Mycosphaerellales, Mycosphaerellaceae.
AUGGCGUGGGUUCCUCUCUUGCACUUAUGUCUGGUCAUUCUCACUGUCGUUAGCGCGUCUCCCGGAACCACCCUCGAAGCCAGUGAUCUGAGGCCUAGCUACGACUAUAUCAUAGCCGGAGGUGGUACAAGCGGCCUCGUCGUUGCAAAUCGAUUGACAGAGGACCCUAAUAUCAGCGUCUUGGUAAUCGAAUAUGGAUUCCUUGACGAUGGCGGACCAGACACUUUAGUGCCAGGCAUCAAGCCUUCAGACAAAUACUGGCGAACUUACACCAGUAUUCCUCAGCCUGGAUUGAACAAUCGAUCAGGUAGCCUUCACACCGGACAGGUCGUUGGCGGUGGCACCGUCGUGAACGCCAUGUUCUUCAAUCGUGGAUCAGCCGAGGACUAUAAUUCUUGGGAGGAAUUGGGGAAUCCGGGCUGGGGCUGGAACGAUUUGUUUCCCGGGAGCUUUACGCCAGCAACUCCCGAGAUCGCAGCACAAUAUCAGAUACCGGCUGAUAUAAGUGCCCAUGGAAUCGAUGGUCCUGUGGGAACGAGUUAUCAUCCGCCUUGCUCUUUUGCAAUCAUCGAUUACUUGUAUCGAGCCUGGGAAAGUAUAGGUGUCAAGAGGAAUCCCCAGCCUGACAACGGUCUUGCCGUUGGAGUUUUCCAUUCCAGCUUGUCAAUAAGAAAUGACAGCAUGACAAGAAGUUCAGCAAGUGCAGCUUACUAUAAGCCAAUCGCCGACCACAGACCUAAUCUGCACCUGUUGACUGGGCAGCGUGUGAGUAAGGUCAUCUUCGAUGGAAAGCGAGCAAGUGGAGUUGAGUACUUUGCGAGAGACGGAGUCCGCACCAUUCGACAAGUCCGAGCGUCUCGGGAAGUCUUGCUUGCAGCAGGCGCACAGCGUACUCCGCAGCUGGCGCUGCUUUCAGGCAUAGGCUCCGAGAAGUUGCUCUCUGAUCUUGGUAUCCCAGUCGUGGAAGACUUACCAGGAGUCGGCUACAAUUUCCAAGAUCAGCCUUCGUACAUCAUGCAGCUCAACUUCACGAGCUGGUCCGAGCCUACGCCGGAUUGGCUGUUCUCAGCAAAUGCCUCGCAUCGUGACUUCGUCCAGGAGCAGUGGAAACUGUAUACCGAGGCAAAGCAAGGCGCUUAUACACUUCCAGCGACAGGAGGAUGCGAUGUUGCGUUCCUCCCACUGCAGAAUGUAACUCAACAGCACGAAGCAAUUAUCGAGGCUGCCAAGAAAGUCGACAUGGCUCAAUGCGUGCCUCGAGGAGCAAGCGAAUCGGUGCUUCGUGGCUAUAAGGCGCAGCAAGAUAUACUUCUGAAGUAUUAUGGUUCGCCCCGGACAGCUGUCCAAGAGAGUGCUCACAACGGAGGAUCAGGCCUGGCGUUUGUGCAUCUCAAGCCGCGGAGUCGUGGAUCCAUCUUGAUCAAUUCUACGGAUCCUGAGGACGAUCCUGUUAUCGACUUCGGCACUUUCAUGCAUCCUUCGGACCUCGAUAUCAUGGUCGCGAUUUAUCGCAAGAACAUGGAGUUCAUUCGCUCUGGUACCAUGCAAGAGAUUGGUACUACGAUACCGGAUGUUGAAGCUGAUGCUGGAAGUGAUGAGCAGAUUGUGGAGUUGUUGCGGAACAAAACUCAAAGUUCAUGGCAGCAUCCAGUCGGAACCAUUGCCAUGAUGCCGCGCGAGGCUGGCGGAGUCGUGGAUUCUGAGCUCAAAGUGUAUGGUGUUGAAGGACUGCGUGUUAUUGAUGCCUCUAUCAUGCCGCUGAUACCCGCCGCACAUACAUCUUCGACGGCCUAUGCGGUUGCAGAGAAGGCUGCGGACUUGAUCAAGGCAACGUACGAACAGAUGCCGUGA